AAAAGGGAUUCCGGAAAGUUCAGUUGCAGUGACGUCGCCGGAGGAAAAAAAAACAAAAGAUGUCCCGAAUCGAUUUUUGUCCUACAUCCUAGAAAAUUUCCCCCAAAAAGUAUGUUUUUUCACCCCAAAUGUGGCCAAAAAGUGAUUUUGAGUGAGAAUAAUACACGCGCAACACGCCGCAAGAGUGAAUUUGACCACGGACUGUGCCUGAGUGCUAAUCCUCUGCAGGACGACAAACUCUUUGAGAUUCGCAUUGUUGAAAAGAUUCACGUUUGGAGCGGUAGUUUGGAAAUUGGAGUAACUUCUGUGCCGCCAGAACAUUUUGAUCAGCUGCCAGCUUGCACCACAAAGCUGCGUCUUGGUACCUGGCUUAUGUCAGGAUGCUCUGUGCUGAAGGACACCGUGACUAUCGUUGAAUUCUAUGGUAUUGACUUGGAAAGCCUCAAUGAGGAUGAUCGUGUUGGUGUUGUGAAGAGUUCGGAUGGGGAACUAAUUUUCUAUGUGAAUGGAAUUUCACAGGGUGUCGCCGCAACUGGACUUCCCCGGACUCUCUACGCCCUCGUUAAUCUCUACGGAAAGUGUGUGGAGGUGGUGAUUAAUUCACCGACCACAGCAACUUGUGAGUGCCAGCCAUUGACUGAUAAUACCCUUGUUACUCAAAACAUUGAUAUCCCGAUGUCUGUUGACGUGUGUGUGAGUCCUCCGCCGGGAUCGACGGCAUGUGCAGAGGCUGUUGACAUGAAUGAUCGUCUACGCUUUCACACGCGCUGUGGAAGCCUUGUAAAACUCAGUUCAAACUCUCGGACAGCCGAACGUCGCCGUCCACUGGAUGAGUUCAACAAUGGUGUCGUGAUGACGCAUAGGCCAUUGAGGGAUAAUGAACUGUUUGAGAUUCGUAUCGAUAAACUCGUGGAUAAGUGGUCAGGGUCAAUUGAAGUCGGUGUAACAACUCACAAUCCCGGCGCCCUGCACUUUCCGGCUACAAUGACAAACAUGCGUUCGGGUACGAUUAUGAUGUCUGGUUGUGGGAUCCUCACGAAUGGGAAGGGUACCCGCCGGGAAUAUGGAGAGUUCAAUUUGGAUGAGCUGCGAGAGGGAGAUCGUGUUGGCAUGAUGCGUAAGUCCAAUGGAAAUUUGCACUAUUUCAUCAAUGGACGGGAUCAGGGAUGUGCUGCCACGAAGGUGGCUCAGAUUCUCUGGGGUGUCAUCGAUCUCUACGGGAUGACCAUCAAAGUUACCAUUGUGGAUAGGGAUGAGCGUGAGCAGCAGAAUCUCGUCACCAGGCGCAAUAAUCUGGCAUCACAGAAUACAAAUGCCGGAAGUACUGGAAAUGCAGCUGUUGAGGCUGUUUCUAAUGUCACAGAUAACCCAUCGGUAGCCCUUGAUCUUGAAGCUCUCCCAACGGACAGGCUCACCUUUCACCCAAUCUGCGGAUCACACGCUACAGUGACGCAUAGUGGACGUACAGCAUUGAGACCCAACGCUUCCGAUGACUUUAACAAUGGCGUCGUCCUGACCAGAAGGCCUUUGAGACCCAAUGAGUUGUUCCAAGUUCGUCUGGAAAGGGUUGUUAGUAAAUGGGCUGGUUCAAUUGAGAUGGGAGUUACUACUCACAGUCCCACUGAACUGGAAUUUCCCUUUACGAUGACAAAUGUGCGCUCGGGGACGUGGAUGAUGACAGGGAAUGGUGUGAUGCAGAAUGGAACUACUGUUAUUGAGCAAUAUGGCCAGAAUCUGGACAGACUUCAGGUAGGUGAUCGUGUGGGUGUUGUCCGAAAGGACGAUGGAGUGUUGCACUUCUAUGUGAACAGCAUGGAUCAGGGACCAGCAGCCACGGGAGUCCCAGAGAAAGUUUACGGGGUGAUUGAUUUGUAUGGUCAAGCAGCUCAAGCGAGUAUUGUGGAUACAUCGGAAGUGGGAAGUCCGGACACGGGCAACUCAACAAUUUCCAAUACAACACUGUAUAGUAGUGAACCAAGAUUGAGAUUCCAUCAGGUGCAUGGGAGGAAUGCUAGAAUAUCAAAUGGUGGCUUCACGGCGAGUCGUCCGAAAGCUCUGGCUGAAUUCAAUGGAUCAAUUGUGUUUAGCAAUCGACCAUUGAGGCAGCGGGAGGUGUUUGAAGUGGUGCUGGAGAAUAUGAUUGAUCACUGGACAGGGAGCAUUGAGAUUGGGGUGACGGGUGCCAGGCCGGAUGAGGUGAGCUUACCCAGUACGGCAACAGACCUCAGUCACGAUACUUUAAUGUUGUCUGGGAGUUCCCUAAUCUACAAUGGUGUGACUGUCCGUAAUGGAUUGAUCCCCUUUGAUUUGGAUACAUUGGCUACUGGUGCCAGGAUUGGGGUGAUGAGAAAUGGGGAUUUUAUCCAUUUUAUGAUAGAUGGAGUUGAUCAGGGUCCAGCUUAUGAGCUGCGAACGUCAAAUUUGUACGCCGUUAUUGAUCUCUAUGGGCAAUGUGCUCAGGUGAGCAUCUCUACGCCACAACUCGAUAUCCGAGCACCAUAUGCCACUAGUGAAAAUUCCCAGAGCCUCCAGGCUACGUCGGUGAUUCAGCCGGCGUUGGAGGCCAAACAUCGGUGGUCAUGCAUCUCGGGAAAUAUCUCCCUGUCUCAAAACUGGACAAUGGCCAAUCGCUGUGUUAAUGCUGCUGCUGCUCUCUCACAUGGAUUGGCCUUUUCGGAGCAUCCUCUAGCUGUUGGGGAGCAAUUUGAGAUUAAGAUCACGGAGAUCAAUCAAAUGUAUGCUGGAAGCUUGAAGUUCGGCGUAACGGAUCUCAAUUUGACGGAUGAACAUGUUCGAAAGAAUAUACCAAGUACGAUCAAGAGGAUUCCAGCUAAUGUCUGGUAUGUCUCGUGCAAUGAAGUAAGGCACAAUGGUGGCUUGAUCAAUAGAUCAUUGGCCUCUCUGGAAUGGCUUCGAGUGGGAGAUCGUCUAACGCUGGAAUUGACUCCGGCGAGGACUCUGCAUGUUCUCCUGAAUUCCGAAGACAUGAACAUAACUUUCCAUGGAGUUUCAACGGAUGUUUACGCAGUGGUAGAGCUGAUUGGCUCAACAAUGGCUGUACAGGUGAUUUCUCGGUCCCAAGGUGCUUCUUCCCCACUUCGACCUUGUAGCUUGCGUCUCCAGGAUUCCCUGGAAUUUGGCGUGGAUCCAUUAAACAAGCAAGAUUCAAUGUUGGAGUCUCUAGACUCGGAUAUGCUGGCAUUUGAAUUUGCUGAGUUGCAUGGGAAGAAUGUGCAGCUAUCGGAAGACAGGAAGAGUGCCUGGAGGACUCAGGGGUACAACAAUGGGGUGGUUUUUGUCAAUAAACCACUGUGCAAGGGUCAAAGUGUCAGUAUACGCGUGGAAGAGAUUUCGCCAAACUGGAAAGGGACAAUUUUGGUUGGUGUUGUGGGAGUUUGUCCGACAUCAAGUCAUCUGCAGAUUCCUCAAAGUGCCAUCAAUAUGAAGCGACCCUGUUGGAUAUUUGCUGAAGACUACGUCAAUAUCAAUGAGAAUAAGAUGCAAUCGUCCUAUGCAGCUGUUCUGGAAAAUAUCCAGAGAGGAAGUGUCAUUACACUUCUCAAUCAUGCUGGAAGUCUCAUCCUCAUGGUAAAUUCAACUACGUUGGAAGAAUUGGCAACAGGAUUGCCUCAUCAUGUUUAUCCGGUAUUUGAUAUUUAUGGGAAGUGUGAGAAAAUUUCCUUGGUAAAUGCUGAAAUUAUGCGCAAUGGAAGUCCUUUCAACGAGGAGGCUUCCCUACAGAAUACCCUUGAAGCUACAGGGCCAGAAUCUGAAUCCAAUGUGCCACAGUGUGAAAAGGCAGAUCUGGAGGUGCAUGAGAAGGAAACAGAGACUUCGCUGCCGCCAAUAAAUGCUCCUGGAAGUUCUUCAAUGACCAGAUCUGUGAUGGAAAGUGUAUCUGAGAAUCUCCUGAUGAACAUCUCCAUCAAGAAUCGCUCAAUGGAAGCCAGGAAUGACUUGACAAAUUCCUGCUGUCUCCGAGAAUCUCUGCAGCUGCAGCAUUCGACAAAUCUCAAUAUUCAACGCAGUCAGAGUACUCAGAGAUUUCACAAUCAAGAAGAUACAACCAGAGCCUAUUUUGAGCCACCAGAGGCAGCAGCACCUGAAGUUAACAACGAUUCUAACUAUUUGGAGGUGGAAGUAGAGGAAAAUCGAACGGAAGUUCAGGCAGAUUCACCGGGAAGUUCAGCUGGAGCAGUUGGCGGUCAAAGAUCAGCUAAUAAUUUCAUCAUUGAUCUGGAUACACUGCUCACGGACAAUCGAGAUUGUGAAUAUAGGAAGAUGGUUAGUGAGUUCAAGAAGACUCUGGUACUUCCAGAUGCCUUCUUCAGCUACGACUAUCCCACGUGCUAUUGCGCUGACUGCGCCAUAACACCGCUGGCUUUCGUGGUGAGGGGAUGGGUGAGAUUCAAGUUGAAUCAGGAGACGUGCAAUUCAGGAGGAUUGAGCACUGAAUGCACAGACUGGACAACGGCCUUUUACCUCAGUCGUGUGGACAGAAUUCGGCCAAUUCUUGAUCGAGGGCAUUUACUUCCACUGGAUUCCAAUGAACCGAGUGUGGCUCAGUCACAGAAAGAUGAUUCUGGUCCUGGGAAGCAUAUAAUACUCAGUGCUACACCAAAUGUUGUUCCGAUAUUUGCUAAACACACGUUCACUUUGGGAAAUACUCGUGUGGCGACUUCUUUUGAGGUCCGGGUGCGCACUCAGAGUCUCUGUGGGUAUAAGGAGGAGGAUGAGGAGGAAGAUAACAGUCCGGAAGAUGAGGAGAAACUUCCAACUGAUCGUCAAGUGGUGCAACUGUGGACAACCAAAGAAGCAGGAGCAUGCAUCAUAACUGCACUUUUGCUGAAAAUUGACUCAACUGGGCCGACUGGAUGCUAAAAAUCAAAAGAAAAAUACCAUUAUUAGUGAUCUCAAGAUAAAAGUUUAAUCGCUAUGAA
This is a messenger RNA of Phlebotomus papatasi, 4940 nucleotides long. It is a transcript of the gene Neurl4, whose product is annotated as neuralized-like protein 4. The record is from RefSeq and is a predicted model, not a curated record. The transcript has 7 exons. NCBI's taxonomy places the organism in Eukaryota, Metazoa, Arthropoda, Insecta, Diptera, Psychodidae. The coding region runs from base 112 to 4881 and encodes 1589 amino acids.